GUUUCCACACCUGAUAGAGUAUAAAAAACCAGCCAAAUUAGGCGAGUAUAAACACAAAUUAACUACGUGGGAACGGAUAAAUUAGGCUACUGUAAUAAACAUUAUGUUAUCAUUGUUAAAAGGAGGGUUGAAAUAUUAAGUGAGGCUCCUUCCCGUCAACGGGAAACCAACAUGGGAUAACGUUAAUUACUACAUACAUAGAUACGUCAGAAUUAUUUGAUAAGUCAUCAAGAUAAUUCGUUAUGAGCUUGACGGACUACAAGGAACCCUUGGCUGCAAUUGCCGCUUUUUGUACAAUUUUGCAGUUUCUUGCUGGAGUGCCGGUAUGCAGGAAGUUUUUCAAAUCAGGAACAGUGGGCGACACCUCAGCUUUCCCUUUCAUCGCAGGAUUUUUGUCUUGCAGCCUGUGGCUCCGAUAUGGAUAUCUUCUUGGUGAUAAGUCCGUCAUUGUAACCAACGUUGUUGGAGCGUUCCUGCAAUUUUCCUAUGUGAUAUGCUACACUGCGUACAGCUCGAGAAAAACCUCUGUGCUGCGACUGUUUCUUGUGAUUUGCCUAGUGCUUCUCCUCGUCAUCACCUAUAUGCAGUACAUGCCAGAUAAUGAAACUGCAAAGACACACCUGGGUUUCAUAUGUUGUUGUGUGACUAUCGUGUUUUUCGCCGCACCUUUUGCCAACCUGGCCCAUGUAAUCAAAGUAAAAAGUGCUGAGAGUCUUCCCUUUGCUAUGAUAGUGGCCAAUUUAAUUGUGUCUGCCGAAUGGAUGACGUACGGGAUAAUAAUUGAUGACGCCUAUGUCGAGAUCACUAACGCUCUUGGUUGCAUUUUGUCUGGAAUACAGCUCUCCUUGUUUUUGAAGUAUCCUUCAACACCAUCCAAAAGUUCAAAAAACAUUGGCAUAAUUUAGAAUUAAAUGAACUCGAAACAAUGUCAAGAUUUGGUUUUGGAUUUGUUUACAAACACUUUGGUAAAUAUUGUUACAAUAUUGUAAAUGUGUGAUUAAGUGCAUAAAAUGUCCAUAAGUUUAAUAUCAAAUCAACUUUAUUUUUACAAUUAUCACGCAGUAUAUCACUAAAGGAAAAGCGGAAAAAGUUUGAAAAUAUUGACUUUGACGCAGAUUUAUAAGCGUUUAUGAUUGCAAAUUAAAAUUUUGCUAAACA
This is a messenger RNA of Cloeon dipterum, 1158 nucleotides long. RefSeq names its product saliva (gene slv). The transcript is spliced from 7 exons. The record is from RefSeq and is a predicted model, not a curated record. The coding region runs from base 243 to 905 and encodes 220 amino acids. Lineage: Eukaryota; Metazoa; Arthropoda; Insecta; Ephemeroptera; Baetidae. Gene Ontology annotation, cellular component: membrane. Gene Ontology annotation, biological process: carbohydrate transport. Gene Ontology annotation, molecular function: sugar transmembrane transporter activity.